Molecule: messenger RNA, 1654 nt
Organism: Trifolium pratense (red clover)
Lineage: Eukaryota; Viridiplantae; Streptophyta; Magnoliopsida; Fabales; Fabaceae
Exons: 2
Coding region: 1074-1610 (178 amino acids)
Molecular function (GO): nucleic acid binding; RNA-DNA hybrid ribonuclease activity
Source: RefSeq, a predicted model, not a curated record
AUUAUUUUCUUUCAACAUGAAAGUGUUAAGAUCUAUUUAAAGUGAUCGAUCAAAGAAUUUUCAAUAUAAUUAGAAAAAAUAUGCCACAAAAUCAUAAGCUUGUUUAUAUUUUGAUAAUCUUUCUUUCUUUAUCUCUUGGUGUAAUCGGUGUUCAAACAAAUCUUUUUAUAAAAUGCAAAAAAAAUGCUGAUUGUCCAAAAUAUAAAUGUGCAUCAAACAAAGUGAAGUGCAUUAUUUUUACUUGUAUGUGCAUGGGCCUGGAUAGCAUACAGUAGUAGGAACACACUAUUUCCUUUUGUCUUUUAAAGACUAAUUUUCCUGUAAAAAUGAACGGUUAGUUAAUGAUGAAAUUAUUUAGCAAAUUUGAAUUAUAUUUUUGGAGGUGCUACAAAGGAUUGAUAUAUGAGCCAUCAAUUUGUUCAUUUUUAAUUAUUAUAUCAGUGUAACAAUUGUCCGUUUUGAAUUAAAUUUUUGUGUGUAUAUUUUUUAUGGCUAUUUGUGUAGUUGUCUUAUUUAGAUGUUGGAUCUCUAGUUUUCUUUACUUCUAGUAUAUGUACUCUAAUUUUAUUUUAUUUUUAUAUAUAAAUAUUAUAUUUGUCAUUAAAAAUAUAAAAUAUCCAUUUUGAAUUAUUGUGAGAGACCUAUUCUCUUUAGAAAUUAUACCAUCAUAAAAAUAUAAAUUUUUCUUAUAAUGGUGGGGAUUAAAUUGUCGUAAUGUUAAUGACUAUUAUGAAUCUUCGAUCUUUGUAUUUUAUUUAUCUGUAUUUUAUUGAUUUAUAUAUAAAGAAGGUUAAAAAGUUAACGGAAAUAGUGGACAUAUAUAGGAGUAUUUUUGGAAGACUAAGCAAAGGAGCCCAUUAAACAAUCUUGCGGUUAACUCAACUCUAUAAAACUGAUUUGUACCCGUGGUGCCUCCGCCCCUGCUUAUAAAUUCAUGUUGAGUAAUCUCAAUCCAUUGAAUGAAAGUAUACAAACAGCAGGCAAGAUGGCAGUUUUGAUUUGGUCUUUGUGGCAAAAUCAAAACAACUAUGUGUGGAAUGAAAGCAAAUUAAGUGCACAACAAGUAGCUAGGAAUGCAAGCGGCACAACUGUGGCAUGAUUGGGCUAUGAUACAAGGCAUCCUUGAGGACGAACAACUGCUGCAACACCAGCAAUCAGCAGCCGAACCAGCAGUCCAUUGGCAGCAACCACCUCCGGGAUUCAUGAAAUGUAAUGUUGACGCAAGCUUUUAUGACACGGCUGAAGCAACCGGAUGGGGAUGGUGUUUACGUGACUACCGUGGACGAUUUAUACUUGCCGGAACUAAUCUCAUGCAUACCAAGCUCAAGACUUUGGAGGGUGAAGCCAUGGGAAAUAAAGAAGCAAUAGAAGAAAUGAUGCAAAGAGGUUUAUCCUAUGUUAUCUUUGAAAGUGACUCAAAAGUAGUAGUUGAUGCUAUUCAUUCUAGGCAAGAUGGAUUAUCCGAGUUUAGUAUUUUAAUUUCUCAUAUUAAGAAUUUACUUAUGUCGAAUAACAACUUUGAGGUCAAGUUUGUAAAGCGACAAGCGAAUAGAGUUGCUCACUCCUUAGCAAGGGCGGCCUAUUCUAUGUUCAGUCGCCGUCUUUUUUAGUCGAUUCCUCGUUGUAUUGAAAACUAUUUGAUUAAUGAAAUGAA